ACAAGAAGCCAACUUCAGGGUUGUAAUUUGAGGAAGUUCUAGAUAAAGAUCGAAAAUACAGGUCGGAGUACACAAAAAUUGAUUUCUUUUGCACCCACAGUGUGAUUUUCUGCAAUCUGAAACUCAAUUUCGAGAAGUGAGUUUGUGUUUAACUGUCCUCCAGCGCCAUCUUGAGUCGUAUCGCAGGCUUCACCGCCUGAAGGACAGCUUGUCUCACAGAUAUGCCGAGCUGCUGACGGAGAAGGUCCAGAGACAACGACAAGAGAUGAAACAGCACAACUCGGCUUUAAAGUUCGCAGAAAAACACAAUGGACAGAGCUCAACAGGCCUGACCUUCCAGGAGCUUGUUGGUUCAACCCUUAAAGAUAACGCUGCAUUCCUGAAGUCUUUACCUAAGACACGUUAUUACCUGAUCCUGGAGCUCCAGAAGCAAUUGGGCCAGCGGAGAUGUCUACAGGGUAUCAGGGAGCAAGAGGUGUUCAGGUCCUGGGUGGAUCAGAGCAAAACCACACAACUAGAGAAACAACUACAGCAAAUGGAGCUUUCCAGCAAGUCUGCUCCAGCGCUGAAGCUAGAGGAUUUGCCGAAGAAGAAAUUAGAAGUUCUUCCAAAGAUACAGGUUUCCCAUGCGGAAAGUGACGAUCAGCAGGAACACGUGAGUUUCUUUUAUUCCGAAUCCUUUCCUUCCUGAAAUGCAGUAACUCAACUAUGUUUGUAUCAUGACAGAUGUUAUGUUAUGUCACAGACAUUUGCAGUGAAUUAUUGGUGAACUCUGUAUCCUAAACUGCUUAGUUGAAAUGCGAGAUUUCAUUCCCAAUAGCUGUGUACUCCAGGA
Molecule: messenger RNA, 835 nt
Organism: Ictalurus furcatus (blue catfish)
Lineage: Eukaryota; Metazoa; Chordata; Actinopteri; Siluriformes; Ictaluridae
Exons: 4
Coding region: 266-691 (141 amino acids)
Source: RefSeq, a predicted model, not a curated record